Magallana angulata is the source of this 3041-nucleotide messenger RNA. RefSeq names its product tropomodulin-1-like. Gene Ontology annotation, cellular component: myofibril. Bases 330 to 1376 code for a protein of 348 amino acids. Gene Ontology annotation, molecular function: tropomyosin binding. The record is from RefSeq and is a predicted model, not a curated record. Gene Ontology annotation, biological process: myofibril assembly; pointed-end actin filament capping. The transcript has 9 exons. NCBI's taxonomy places the organism in Eukaryota, Metazoa, Mollusca, Bivalvia, Ostreida, Ostreidae.
UAAUAAUAACAUGCUGCAUCUUCCAGUCAGUCCAGAGUUAUGGCCCUUUAGCUACAGUGUAACAUGCUUAAGUCGUUUAUAACAUGUGUAUGUGUGAAUCGGGCAAACAUGUAAUAAACACAGGCUGGCAAAUUCAGCAAAUAUUUGGACACACAUCUACAAAUAAUUUUAUACCAAGGACUCAGACGUUGUAAAACAUUUACGAGAUCAACACUUGAGUGGACACUAGAUUUACAUUCCCCGUGAUUCUGUGAUUUACUUGGAGCCAAGUGGAGGAAACUUUUAUUCAUAGGAAGUUAUAACAAUCUGACUAAAUAACAGCUGACACUAUGGAGGUCCCUCAACUGAAGCCGGUACAGGAUGUCCCAGAAAUUGACCUGGACGACAUCGACAAACUCCUGGAAUCUCUUUCUCCGGAGGAACUCGAAGAAUUAAAUGGAGACUUCGACCCAGACAAUUCCCUGCUGCCCCCGAGUCAGCGAAUGAAGAACCAGACGAGUAAGGCGCCGACCGGUCCGUACCACAGGAAGAAACUCCUGGAUUUCCUGGAGAAGAAAGCCAAGGAGGAGAAAGACUGGGAGCAGAACAAACCCUUUGUCAAGGAGAUCAGGGGCAAGAUCUGGAAACCCAAAGUUGAACCAAAGUCAAAGGAGGAAGAGGAGCAUCUCGAGACGGAGUGGGACGACAUCCUGACCGCAGCGUCCGAGGAGGAACUCGUCGAUCUCGCCGCUGUGCUCGGCUUCCAUGGCAUGCUCAACCAGACUCAAUACUAUGCUGGAUUGGACAACAUGAAGAUCGAGGCAGGAGGAUUCCAGGGUGUUGCUAAGGCCCAGGAGUUGAUCAAAGUCCCCGACGAGCCUCCAAAUAAAACAGACGUGGAGGAGAGUAUAAAACGCUUGAAAGACAACGACUCCAAACUCACCCACCUCAACCUCAAUAACAUCAAGAACAUCUCGGUGGAGCGACUGGUAGAAGUUUGCGAGACACUGAAAACUAACACCACCCUGGAGACCCUGGAGAUGGCCAGUGUCAACAUGACUGAUAAAGUCGCCAAGAAAUUAGCUGAAGCUCUGUCUGAAAACAAAACUCUGAAAGUAUUAAACGUGGAGUCCAACUUUGUCAGUGGAGAGGCCAUCGUGGAAAUAAUGAAGGCUAUCAACAAGAACCAGACCCUGCAGGAGCUCAGGGUAGCCAAUCAGAAACCUGAGGUGCUAGGUAACAAAGUGGAGAUGACUCUAGUCAAACUGAUUGGGGAGAACAGUACCCUGCUCCGGUUCGGGAUCGCCCUGGAGUUCCCCGACGCCCGGGUCCGUAUCCAUGAGAAACUCCAGGAAAACAACGACAACUUGAGAAAGAAGAGAGUUGGAAAAGACUAGUUAAACUAUAGACAUUUUAUUGAUAUUAGAUUGACCUUCUCUCAUUGCCUAGUUACCACAUCACAUGAUUUCAUUGCUCCAAUGGGAUGUUUUUAUUUCGUGCUUCCAGCAGACAUCAGAUUUUACUAUGAAUGGAGAGAAGAAAAGUCUGUGAUCGAAGCUUGGACUUGUUUUAAAUGUUGACCAGUGAAAGGAAAAAAAAUAGAAUCUCUGAGAUAUAAAUCUGUGCAGGAGGUAGCACUAGAUCUAUGUGUUUGUCUGUGGGAGUCGUUCCUCAAGUGUAUCUUAUUGAAUUACCUGUGCUGCUGCUUUUGUUAAGGCUUUGUUUUGGCAAUAAUCAUAGCCAUGUUAUCUUUGUGUAUUAGUGUAUGGAAUUUUUUUUUUUUCAACAUGAUCAGAAAACAAUUUUUCAUUAAUGAAUAUAUCCUUUACAUAAAUGUGAUUGCUGAUAGAAAAAAAGAAUGUCAAAAAAAAUAUUGUAAUAAGUUUGAGAGAAAUAAAUGUAUAGCCACCAUAUGUAAAAUACUGACUAUAUAUGUUCUAGUUUUCUGAAAAUGUGAUAAGCUUGUUGAAAGAAGUAAAAGGUUCCUGCCAUUUAAUAGAAACUUACAUUAUAAAUCCCCUACAGAAAUUACAGUACCUACACAUGUAUAUUGACCCCCCAACAGAAAUGACAUUACCCCAUACCAGUAGAUCGUAGAGUCCUAGUUUUCUGAAGUCUAGCUAUGUGUACUGGACUCUGAAUUUUGUUCAUGAAUAUUGCAAUUAUGUUACAAUCAUAGCGGCAUUUUUAUACAAUGUUUAUUGCUUCAUGUAGACAUGUACUUGCCCUUGAAUUUUUUAACUGCCAAUUGUACUAAGUUACGGUAGUAUGAACUUUGUAGACCUUUUUUUUAAUUGAUGAUAUGUGAAAUGAUUUUAGUCAAAUUAUUAUGAUAAGAUUUUGGUCUCAUUUGUCUCAGUGAGAUGUGAGAUAUUUAUUUUCAUAUCUCAUUUAAUUAGUUGAUUUUUUCCAAGUGAGCAGUGAUACAAUAGGGACAUAGGACUUCAACCAUUGAGAACCUGAGAAACAGGACGUAGGAAACAAUUGCCACUUAGAGCCUCUAUAAAGAGCUUUUAUAUAAAGUGAUCAAUUUUGAACAAACAGAAAUAAUAUAUAUAAAGUUUUUGUUUUUUGUAAGAAGUUUAUGUAGUAUUUAUUUAUGAAUAUCAUAUGAUUAUACAACAUCUUGUUUGUCUGUUAGUUUUGAUUUUCCAAGUUAUUCUUAAUUGUAUUGAUCAGUGCAUAGCGGAAAAACUGGCAGCAGUAGAUUUGAUGUUCAUUCUGUAUUAUCAAAGUUUCUUAUAUUAAAUAUUAAUAUGGUUUGAUAAUGCCCCACCUCAAAUUAUCAAUUUCAAUUUUGUGGCCCCUCACUCAAAUUUUGUAACCAUUUAAGGCAGAUAACUCUGUAUUUGAUUUUAUUACCCAAUCUACAUAAUUUUUUUGACUACAAGAUAUUUCUAAUGGAUAUGAACCAUUCAUUUUUUACCUUUUUUCCAAUAUGGCCGACAUUUGCUGACAAAGGUCAUUGUGAUAUGUCAAGGGUCAAUGUGUUUAAGUACCUGUGCACUUGGUUAUGUAGAAGUCAUUAGCUGUGCAAUAAAAUAAAUAGGAGACCAAAUCGA